AUGGUCCAAGGCAAAGGAGCCCAAAACGCUUAUCUCUCCUCUUAUGAUCGGGAAGAUGCGUUGCGGGUUAUUAUUGAUGCUUAUCGUCUGAGGGUUGAAACAGACCAUUGGUCGCGGGAGGAGGAUCACGGCAUAUAUUACCCUGGAAAGCCCAUUGAUGGACUGGUUUGGGCGCAAGGUGAUGGUAAGCAUUCAUAUCUUGGGUCCCUGGAUUUGCAAAUCGCCGCUGGUGUCGUCACAUCUGUACUAAUCAUGAGUCUGUCAAUAGCGAUCAACGAUUUCCAACGGUUCCUCGAUUUGAUGGAAGGCUCGAAAAUCUUGCCCAAAUGGUGGAGAUUCGAAGAUCGAAUGGAAUGCCUUUCCCUAGCAAUUGGCAAGGAAAAUCCCGAGUCGAUAUUCAGGCCCAUCAACCAAACCGAGCUCCCCACACGCUAUGUGGGUGACAUGGCCAUUCGGUUGGCACUCUCUCUCAUUGCAGAAAUGUGUGUGGGCUAUGAUGGCAAAGGCCCCGCAAAAGACGAUACCUGGUUUCAGGAAUUUCAAGAAUUUCUCGACCUUCAUCCCGAAGAAAGAGCACGGCUGAUCAAAGGAAGCAUUGAUAUGGUGAAUGAGGCCGUGAAAGAAUAUGGACAUGAUCUUCGAUCAAAUCCCAGUUGA
Rhinocladiella mackenziei CBS 650.93 is the source of this 657-nucleotide messenger RNA. RefSeq lists its product as uncharacterized. The record is from RefSeq and is a predicted model, not a curated record. The transcript has a single exon. NCBI's taxonomy places the organism in Eukaryota, Fungi, Ascomycota, Eurotiomycetes, Chaetothyriales, Herpotrichiellaceae. The coding region runs from base 1 to 657 and encodes 218 amino acids.